GCAGGCGAUUAAAAAAGGGCACCUUCUUUUGCUUGGAAAUUAAGAAGACGGUGGCCAUGGCGCACUGUGCUGCUCUCCCCCCUUUCUUCACUCCCUCCGAUAUCGCCUCGCCCUCGCCCUCGCCCUCGCCCUCGGCGGUGCUCAGCCGAUGAUUCAGCCUCCCUUCUCUCGGUCCCUGCUGCCGGAGUGGCUUCGAGGUGCAAAUGCAGCGAUCGCCUCUCCCCAUCUCCGCCACCUCCAUUGUUGCUCCUGAAUCUCCCUCGCUGCGAUAUUAGGGUUCGAGCACAGAAGAAGACAGGAGGGUUGGAGCGAGCUCACCUUCGUCCCCAAGCUGUUUUGGAGGGCAAAGGCCGCUUAUUCGCCGGAGGCGGAGCGAUUGGAGGCGCGGGAAUAUCGCGAGCGGGCGUCUUCGCUUUCCGUUUUCCUGGUUCGGUGAAUUCGUGUGGGGAAAAAGGUAAGGCUAAAUCGUUUGCAAUAGGAUGUUGAAAGAUAGGCUGUAGAGAGAGGUUCGAAAGACACCGAAAUGAAGGAGAACAAGUUUGUGUUGAAUAGCCAUGGAAAUGGCUGUGAAUGGCAAUUCAACACCGCUGCAAUGAGUCAGAUGAGUCAAUCGCCUUAUCUUUCUGCUUCAAUUGGGGAGGGCUUCAGUCCUGGUCAUUGGAACCACUCUACUACUACUAGUACACUGAACUUGGGCCUCGGAGAAAGCUCAGCUACCGUCAACAGCAUACCGGUCGGAAAACCAGUAGCAGUGUCACCGAGAGAGAUGCUAUUGUCGACUGCACCAAAAUUACCUCACUUCCCUGUUGAUUCGACUUUCAUUGAGAGGGCAGCCAGGUUCUCAUGCUUUGGCACUGGUAAUUUUACGGGCAUCAACUUCUUUGGCUCGUCUCCAGCAAUGGCUUCAUCGAACAACGAGGGCUUCGGGGCUCAGAUUCAGAAAGAUGAUUUGAGUGAAAACAAAGCUGUCUUGCUGCCUGUUGAUCAUGAAUCUUUUAAUGGAAGCUCAAUGAAGAAACAAGGAGACGGAAACUCUCAGAUCAGUGUUUCAAAUGGAGAAUCACAUGUGAAUUUUCCUGAAGAUGGCCCAGAAGGAAAUACUGGUUCAACCGAUGUUGCUUUAGAUUCAUCUUCUAGUGAUCUUGGAGAAAAUAAAAGGAGAAAAACCGCUCUGGAUAUCGACAAGGAUCAGGUGCAAGGAAGCCUACAAUUUUUGUCACAGACAACAACGGAGAACAUACAGAAUGAGCAAAAAGUAGAGAUCAGUUCCAAACAAAGUGGAAAGAAUGGGAAAGACAACUCAGAAGUAGCAAAGGAGGACUAUGUUCAUAUUCGAGCACGGCGUGGACAAGCCACUAACAGUCACAGCCUUGCAGAAAGAGUAAGAAGGGAAAAAAUAAGCGAAAGGAUGAAGUGCCUUCAAGAACUCGUACCAGGUUGCAAUAAGGUCACAGGAAAGGCGGUUAUGCUGGAUGAAAUCAUAAACUAUGUUCAAUCACUCCAAAGGCAAGUAGAGUUUCUCUCCAUGAAGCUUGCAGCUGUGAAUCCGCAACUAGACUUCGGCGGAGAAGGGCUUCUUGCUAAAAAUGUGAAUCUUCUACAUUCACAUGGUGGUUCCUCAUCGGCGACAAGAUUCUCACCAGAGUUGAUGUAUCUGCAAGCAUAUCCAUCUCAGCAUACUCUGGUACACACUGGAAUAUCUGCAAUGGCUAGCCAGUCAGACACAUUUAGGAGAACCAUAACUACUCAAUCAACAAGUGGUUAUAAAGAGUCUUCGAUGCAGGUUCAGCAGAUGCACAUCCCUUGGAAUGAAGAGCUCAUCAUGCAAAUGGUAUACAGCGCUAAUCCUUCCAACCCGCACAUGGAUAGUAAAGCUGAUGGCUUCGCCAUAUAAAAAGCCAAGUGGUUACAUAGAAGUUCAAGUUCAAUAAAUUCCUUGUGCAUAUAUUUCAUCGCUUCCAAGCUGUUGUAUGGCGUAUAUAGGAUUCAGUGAUCUGGAUAAGAAAGAGGUAAUAGGAGGAAUGUGUACAAGUUCAUCACCUCGAAUCACCGUCACAGUUGAAUCUCGACUAUGUACGCAUCUAAAGAGUGUUGUCCUCCUUGCUUCAUGUUUAUGGCAUUGUGCGUGUGAAGGGUACCCCAUGGAGAAAAAUCCAUGUCCUUCAACAUGAAGUUUGCACUCUCUUUGUAUUGACUCUUAGGAGCAGAUGUUUAACUAAUAAGAAAAACCAAAUAUCGAAUGUGUA
Zingiber officinale is the source of this 2246-nucleotide messenger RNA. Its product is annotated as transcription factor bHLH49-like. The record is from RefSeq and is a predicted model, not a curated record. Gene Ontology annotation, cellular component: nucleus. Bases 524 to 1894 code for a protein of 456 amino acids. Gene Ontology annotation, biological process: regulation of DNA-templated transcription. The transcript is spliced from 8 exons. Lineage: Eukaryota; Viridiplantae; Streptophyta; Magnoliopsida; Zingiberales; Zingiberaceae. Gene Ontology annotation, molecular function: DNA-binding transcription factor activity; protein dimerization activity.